Messenger RNA from Emericellopsis atlantica, 1029 nucleotides. RefSeq lists its product as uncharacterized. The transcript has 3 exons. Bases 1 to 1029 code for a protein of 342 amino acids. The record is from RefSeq and is a predicted model, not a curated record. Gene Ontology annotation, molecular function: oxidoreductase activity, acting on NAD(P)H, oxygen as acceptor. Lineage: Eukaryota; Fungi; Ascomycota; Sordariomycetes; Hypocreales; Bionectriaceae. Gene Ontology annotation, cellular component: intracellular anatomical structure.
AUGAUGCGACAAGCAGCUCGCCGCGCCGCUCUGUCCACAGCACCUCGUGUCGCCGCGCGCCCAACCUUUGCCGCGGUGCGCCACCUCCACCGCGUGCCUGCGCGCCAGGACAAGCCUGGUGAGCACGCCCGUAUCGACAGCGACAUUGAGAUGGAGCACCCCGCCGAACAUGAGCUCCCCAGCAGCAAGCCUGUGCACGGCACCGGCGGCCAGUACGUCAAGCCCACCCUGGCCACCUUCUCACUCGAGGGCCAGGUCGGCAUCGUCACCGGCGGUGCCCGUGGCCUUGGUCUCGUCAUUGCCCAGGGCAUGGUGUACUCUGGCUCCGACGUCGCCCUGGUCGACAUGAACAAGGAGGAGGCGGAGAAGCAGACCAAGCUCCUCAUCGACGCCUUUGUCAAGGAGAACCCCAACGCCGAGCGUGUCCCCAAAGUCACCGCGCACUACGCCGAUGUUUCCGAUCCCGAGUCCGUCGAGGCCUGCAUCAACCAGGUCCUCGCCGACCACGGCAAGAUUGACACCCUCGUCACCUCGGCCGGCUUCACCGAGAACUUUGAGGCCGUCAACUACCCCAUUGACCGCAUGCGCAAGCUGUGGGCUGUCAACGUGGACGGCACCUACCUCUUCGCCACCGGCGUCGCCCGCCACCUGAUGGAGCGCAAGGCGCAGGGCAGCAUGGUCAUGAUCGGCAGCAUGUCUGGCUCCAUUGUCAACGUGCCCCAGCCCCAGGCUCCCUACAACGCCGCCAAGGCUGGCGUCCGCCAUCUCGCUGCCUCGCUCGCCGUCGAGUGGGCUUCUGCCGGCAUCCGCGUCAACUGCAUCUCGCCCGGCUACAUGCUCACUGCCCUCACCGCCAAGAUCCUCGACGAGAAGCCCGACCUCAAGAAGAAGUGGACUUCGCUCAUCCCCCAGGGAAAGAUGGGCCAGCCCCAGGACCUCAUGGGACCUGUCGCCUUCCUCCUGUCCGACGCUGCUGGAUACGUUACCGGCGCGGAUAUUCGCGUCGACGGCGGCUACACUGUCACAUAA